UUCAUACCACACCACUAUUUAAUACUUCGUCGCUCCUUCACAGCUACGCGAAUCUCCGAGGUAUUUAACGAACAACUCAGCAAUCUUGCGCCGUGAUCCGGAAAACAAGCACCUAUAUAUAGACUGGACAAAUGAACCCGACUUCUCCUGUAACCAGUGGAGAGUACGAUUUUCCUUCGGAUCAACAGCCACUCAGCGAUGGAAAACCUUGGAGUCAACGGUCGUGGUCGUAUCAAUUCAUGCCAUGCAGAGGGAUCUAUUUUGAUUUGAAGCGUAGAAUCCCGUUGUAUUCCUCUGAUUGGUGUUUCAACUUCAAGGCCAACAAAUUAAUCCAAGUGUUUUCGGCAACGUUGAGGAUGUACUUUAUCAAUCUAAUGCCUGCGAUUGCAUACUUGAUUGACAUGAACGAUCGCACGGGUGGAAUUUAUGGUAUCAACGAAGCUGUACUAGCUAGCGCUCUGGCGGCCCUCGUCUUUUCACUUUUCAGUGCUCAACCGCUGACUAUCGUUGGAGUGACUGGAUUGAUCAACUUGUUCAAUUAUACUGACUACGAUAUUGUCAAGGAUCAUGGGAUCAAUUACUUGCAAUUUCAAGCUUGGAUGUUGAUAUGGGCCGCCAUAUUCCAUUUUCUGAUGGCGAUCUUCAACUUAUGUGAUUUCACGCGGUUCAUAACCGACAUGACAUCCGAAACAUUCGGUUUCUAUGUCGGUGUGAUCUAUAUCCAAAAAGGGAUCGAACUACUUACUCGAGAAUUCAGUCACUCCGCUACUGACGGUUGGCUAAGUGUUGUUGUGGCAAUCUCGUUCGCAUUGACUGUAUACUGGGUCGAGAAAAUUCGCAAUCGCGGUUUUGGGCCAUUAUGGGCGAGAAGGAUUUUAGCCGAUUAUGCAUUUGUUAUUGCGACAGUAUUUUUCACUGGAUUUGUGCACAUACCAGGAUAUCUGAAAUCGGCAGACUUGGUCAAGUUACCAAUUACCCAAUCUUGGAAACCAACAAUCAAUCGUGAUUGGGUUGUAGACUUCUGGAACUUGGAAGCUAGAUGGGUCUUCAUAGCCUUGCCAUUCGGAUUUCUGUUAACCCUGCUGUUUUAUUUUGAUCACAAUGUCUCUUCCUUGAUGGCACAAGCCCGACAUUUUCCCGUGGAAAAGCCAGCUGGAUUUCAUUGGGAUUUUUUCCUCUUGGGAGUCACCACGUUCAUCUCCGGUAUUCUAGGACUCCCAGCACCGAAUGGCCUUGUUCCUCAAGCGCCUGUUCAUACUGAAAGUCUUUCGGUGCUGCAGCAUGUCAGCUCUGAUGUUCCGGAUCGUGAUGGAGUUGUGCAUCCUGAUCUAGUUAAACACGAUCAAGAACGACGAAGAAGAAUCAAGGAUAGUGGGGAAACUGGUGGCUCCGUGGAUAAUCAAUUACCGGCGUGUAAAAUCGUCAGAACCGAAGUCGCCGAGCAACGACUGAGUCAUCUGGGGAUUGGGCUUCUCACUCUUGGUACUAUGACCCGCCCCUUAUUAGUCGCACUAGGGACGAUGCCCCGCGCCUUAUUUGCAGGAAUAUUCAUUGGAGUAGGGUGGAGCUCGAUAGAAGACAAUGGGAUCAUUGGUAAAACGCUAUACUUGAUCCGAGAUCCAGAAAUGACGCCGCCAAACCAUCCCCUAAACGCAUUACGAAAAAUCACGAUCUUGAAAUUCAUCGGAAUUCAAUGGUUCACAUUCGCCAUUAUGGUUGCGAUUUCUCAAACGAUUGCAGCCAUAGGCUUUCCGCUCGUGAUCAUUGCUCUGAUUCCAUUCCGAUACUACUACGGGCCCCGUUGGUUCACCCCUGCUGAACUGAGCUUGCUUGAUUCUCCUACCGCCAAUGCUCUUGGGGUCAUGGUCAGUAUCGGUGGCGAUCUGUCCCGAGUGACUGGGGAAGGCCUCGAGGUGGCCCCUGAUACAGGCUUCUUGGGCUCUCUUGGUCUCAAUGACAAGCUCAAUCCAGCUAGUCAAAGUGAUGCUGACCUGGAUAGGAGGAAAACCGAAUAAUUGCGCGGUUCUUUCCUUCAUCUAAUAAUUGCGCGGUUCUUUCCUUC
Puccinia graminis f. sp. tritici CRL 75-36-700-3 is the source of this 2062-nucleotide messenger RNA. RefSeq lists its product as uncharacterized. The record is from RefSeq and is a predicted model, not a curated record. The transcript has 12 exons. Gene Ontology annotation, molecular function: solute:inorganic anion antiporter activity. Gene Ontology annotation, cellular component: plasma membrane. Lineage: Eukaryota; Fungi; Basidiomycota; Pucciniomycetes; Pucciniales; Pucciniaceae. Gene Ontology annotation, biological process: transmembrane transport; borate transport; monoatomic anion transport. Bases 132 to 2015 code for a protein of 627 amino acids.